This is a messenger RNA of Malassezia sympodialis ATCC 42132, 2799 nucleotides long. RefSeq names its product mRNA transport regulator MTR10 (gene MTR10). Gene Ontology annotation, cellular component: cytoplasm. NCBI's taxonomy places the organism in Eukaryota, Fungi, Basidiomycota, Malasseziomycetes, Malasseziales, Malasseziaceae. Gene Ontology annotation, biological process: protein import into nucleus. Gene Ontology annotation, molecular function: small GTPase binding. The record is from RefSeq and is a predicted model, not a curated record.
AUGAGCGAGCCAGUCGAGGUAGACGCUGUGCUGGCUGCGCUGCAGGUGCUGUAUCAUGACCCUGAUACACGUGCCAAGCAGCAUGCGAACGAGGCUCUACAGCGCUUCCAGAAGACGCCGCAGGCAUGGACCACGGCCAACACGCUGCUGCUCGAGCGGGACCUGCCCCUCGAGUCGCGUCUGUUCGCCGCUCAGACCUUCCGCUCUAAGGUCACAUUUGACCUGGAGCAGCUACCGCCUGAGACACUCGUCCAGCUCCGCGAUACCCUGCUGCAUGCCCUUGACCUCUACACGUCAGGGCCGCGCGUCGUGCAGACGCAACUGUGUCUCGCGCUCGCAGCGCUAGCCCUGCAGAUGCCCGAGGCACGCUGGGGUGCGGUAAUCCCCGGCAUGGUCGAGCGCUUCGGCGGCACACCUGCCACCGUCGGCACACUGCUUGAGUUCCUCACUGUGCUGCCGGAAGAGGUCACCAACAACCACCGCAUCCCACUCGACAAUGCCACGUACCACGAGCGCGUACCGCAGCUGCUCACGCAGCACACUCCCACCGUGCUCCAGGUGCUGGUCAUGUACAUGCAGGCGGACGGCGUGACGCCGGCGAUUCAGGCGACUGUCUUUGCGUGUCUGCGCAGCUGGCUCAAGGCUGGCGAAGUCGCUGCAACGCAGCUGGCCGACACGCCGCUUCUCGCAUGUGCAUUUGAUGCGCUCGCUUCCGAGGAGCUUUUCGAUGUCGCAGUGGACGUGGUGUGCGACUUGGUCAACGAGACCCAGGAGAUCGACGACAACCAGUCUGUCAUUGAGUACAUCCUGCCAAGAAUUCAGUCCCUGCGUGGCGCCAUUGCUGAUGCUGGCGAUGACGAGGACCGCGUGCGUGGCUUGUGUCGCGUCGUUGUGCAGGCGGGUGAAACGUACCAUACCCUUUGCUUGCAGCACCCCGACGCCAUGAUGCCGGUCGUGCAUGCUAUUCUCGACUGUGCCUCGUACCACGACUUGGACAUUGUGCAGAUCACGUUCCGUUUCUGGUAUCUACUCGCUACCGAUGUACACCGUGCCGCCGAGCACGGGGCGGACUCUACGGCGCCGUUCGAGCGCAUCUACGAACAGCUGUUCGCUGUUAUCCUGCGUCAUCUGCGCUUCCCCGACGAUGAAGAGCUUACUGGGCAGGACCGCGAUGAUUUCCGCAGCUUCCGGCACUAUAUGGGUGAUACCCUCAAGGACUGCUGCUACGUGCUCGGAGCAGAACGCUGCAUCGAACGCUCACUGCAGCUCAUCGAGUCCGCCCUUGCGCACGAGUCGCCCGAGCUGCGCUGGCAGGACAUGGAGGCGCCCCUCUUCUCAAUGCGCUCGAUGGGAGGUCAGGUAUCGCUGCGCGACAGCACCGUCAUCCCGCGCGUGUUUGCCGCGCUUUCGCACCUGCCGCCGCACCCCCGCCUGCGGUAUGCUGCCCUACUUGUCGUCUCGCGCUACACAGAGUGGGUCGCCGAGCACGCCGAGCUUGUGCCAGAUGUGUGGGCGUUCAUUGCGGCUGGCUUCCAGGGCGCAGACCGCGAUAUUUCGGCAGCAGCGGCCCAAGCGCUCAAUUUCUUGUGUCAGGACUGCCGCGAGUCGCUCCUGCCGCUUUUCCCGCAGCUCCUUGACUUUUACGGGUCGGUCAAGAAGGAGCUUGCCGUCGACGACCUCCUCGCUGUCGUCGAAGCGCUUACCCACGUCGUCACCGCGAUGCCACCUGCGGAGGCCGCGCAGUCACUACUCUUUAUGGCGCAGCCGCUGCUGGAAGAGGUGCAUGAGGUGGCAGCGAUGCCAGCAGCCCCUAAGCCCGCCCUUAUGCGCGCCGCCGACCGUAUGGAGCAGCUGACGCGUAUGCUUCAAGUCAUUGGCGUCACACUCGCCAGCACACUCCCUGAGGCCUGCGAACAGACGUGCGCCGAGGCGUACGCCAUCCUCGAUCGCCUACUUGAGUGCCAUGGGCAUGUGUAUUUUAUCUCGGAGCGUGUAUCAGCGCUUGUGCGUCGCGCGCUCAUCUUCUUUGGCGAUCGGGCGCGUGUGGUCCUGCCGCGCAUCCUCGAGCGCUUUGCCACGUGUUAUGAAGCGACGGGCUUCUCGGGCUACGUGUGGAUCAUCGGCAAAUCGAUCGACCAGUAUGGGCGCGGCGCGGCAGAGCCGCUGCUUGCGCAGAUGGCGCAUGCGUUCGCGCGCAUCACUACCAAGACACACGCUCUGCUGAGCGAGGCGCCGAGCCCCGAUGCCCUUUCGGACGUACUCGACGACUACUUGCACACCUGUCUCGUCACGCUGGGUGCCGCCCCCACUCUGCUCUACCUAUCACCGGUGUUUGCGCAAGCAUACACGAUGGCCCUUCGUGCUCUUGCGGCACUCUCACCUGGCGUCGUCGGUAUCGCGGCCGACCUCGUUCGCACGAUCAUCGAAUGUGCGCAUGAAGUGCCGCCGCCAGAGCGCGUGCUAGUCGAUGCAGCACGAAACGUCGUGGGCGAGCAUGGCGCAGCGACCUGUGUGGCUCUGCUCACCGGCCUCGUCACGCACUUUCCGCCGGAGAUCAUGCCCAUUGUCGUCUCGUCUAUGUGCACGCUGGGCGCCGACUUUCCCACGGCCGUCCUGCCAUGGGUCUCGAACGCACUCGAGCACCUGCCGAUCGAUGCUGUACCGGCCUCGGACCGCGCCUUCUUCCUCGAAAGUGUGCAAUCGGCACCGGCCGAGCGUAUGAAGUCGGCACUCGUGCUGUUGUACAGCGCGUCGCGCAAGUCGCGCGAACGAGCCCACCUCGAUGAAGAUCGUCGCUAG